AGAGACACUAUCAUAUGAGGGCUUUUUUCCAUUCUGCAUUACCCACAACUGCUGAGCCUCGGCUGGGCUCCCCUGGAAUGUCACAAAAAUCCCACAGCUGAAGCAGCCUUUCUGAGGGUGUCAGCAGGAGGCUCUGGGGGACAGGAACACGCACUGGGAGCUGCCAAGGGAGUUCUUGUUGCACCUGAGGAUCUGGGCACAGAGGGCUCGUCAAGGUCGCUGGGUACUUGCAAGCCAGUGUGUUGAAGAUGUUUGGGGCCUGUCUGGUGGAAGUGGCCAUGUCGCGAGUAACUCACGCACACGCCUUCCCAGUGAGCUUCCCUCUCCUGAGCCUUGUCCUGGUGCUGCUCUUCCAUGCAGAGGGCACACGUGCGGAGAGCCCCAGUGAACUGCCCGCCAACGACACCGAGGAGUGCGCUGGCUCCUACAUCUGCAAAAAGGGUGUGAUUUUACCAAUAUGGGAACCCCAGGACCCCUCGUUUGGGGACAAAAUUGCUCGGGCGACGGUGUAUUUUGUGGCAAUGGUGUACAUGUUCCUGGGAGUGUCCAUCAUAGCCGACCGCUUCAUGUCCUCCAUCGAAGUCAUUACGUCCCAGGAGCGGGAAAUAACCAUCAAGAAGCCCAAUGGCGAGACCAGCAAAACCACCGUGAGGAUCUGGAACGAGACUGUUUCCAACCUCACGCUGAUGGCCUUGGGCUCGUCUGCUCCGGAGAUCCUCCUGUCCGUUAUCGAGGUGUGCGGCCACGGCUUCACGGCGGGGGACCUGGGGCCAAGCACCAUCGUGGGGAGUGCUGCCUUCAACAUGUUUGUCAUCAUUGCGAUCUGCGUGUACGUGGUGCCAGAUGGAGAGAUCAGGAAGAUCAAGCACUUGCGAGUGUUUUUUGUUACAGCGGCCUGGAGCAUCUUUGCCUACACUUGGCUUUACAUUAUUUUAUCUGUGUCUUCUCCUGGGAUUGUGGAGGUUUGGGAAGGCUUGCUCACCUUCUUCUUCUUCCCCAUCUGUGUGGUGUUUGCCUGGAUAGCUGACAGGAGGCUUUUAUUUUACAAGUACGUCUACAAGAAAUAUCGAGCUGGAAAGCAGAGAGGGAUGAUCAUCGAGCAUGAGGGUGACCGGCCCUCCUCCAAGGCUGACAUCGAGAUGGAUGGAAAGGUUGCUAAUUCUCACGUGGAGAACUUUCUGGAUGGGACACUGGUGUUGGAGGUGGACGAGAAAGACCAGGAUGACGAGGAAGCCAGGAGGGAAAUGGCUCGGAUCCUGAAGGAGCUGAAACAAAAGCACCCAGACAAGGAAAUUGAGCAGCUCAUAGAGUUGGCCAACUACCAGGUCCUGAGCCAGCAGCAGAAGAGCAGGGCCUUCUACCGCAUCCAGGCCACUCGGCUCAUGACCGGCGCCGGCAACAUCCUGAAGAGACACGCUGCAGACCAGGCCCGCAAAGCCGUCAGCAUGCACGAGGUCAACAGCGAGGUGACCGAAAACGAUCCCGUCAGCAAGCUCUACUUCGAGCAGGGCACCUACCAGUGCUUGGAGAACUGUGGCACCGUGGCUCUGACCAUCGUCCGCCGGGGAGGAGACCUGACCAACACGGUGUACGUCGACUUCCGGACGGAGGACGGGACGGCCAACGCUGGCUCUGACUACGAGUUCACUGAAGGGACAGUGGUCUUCAAGCCUGGAGAGACCCAGAAGGAAAUCCGUGUCGGCAUAAUAGACGAUGACAUAUUUGAGGAGGAUGAGAACUUCCUGGUCCAUCUCAGCAACGUCCGUGUGAGCACCGAGGCCUCAGAUGAGGGCGUCCUUGAGGCCAGUCGUGUCUCAACACUUGCCUGCUUGGGAUCGCCCUCUACUGCCACCGUCACCAUUUUUGAUGAUGACCACGCUGGCAUCUUCACCUUCGAGGAGCCAGUAACACACAUCAGCGAAAGCGUAGGAACCAUGGAAGUGAAAGUGUUGCGAACCUCUGGAGCACGAGGAAAUGUUAUUGUGCCCUACAAAACCAUUGAAGGCACGGCCAAAGGUGGAGGAGAGGACUUUGAAGACACCUGCGGGGAGCUGGAGUUCCAGAACGAUGAGAUAGUCAAAACGAUAUCAAUCAAGGUGAUAGAUGAUGAGGAGUAUGAGAAAAACAAGACCUUCUACCUAGAGAUCGGGGAGCCCCGGCUGGUGGAGAUGAGUGAGAAGAAAGCCCUGUUGUUGAAUGAGCUUGGCGGCUUCACCAUCACAGGGAAACUCUGGAAUGGCAAACCUGUCUUCAGGAAGGUCCAGGCUAGAGAUCAUCCUCUUCCUUGCACCGUGGUCUCCAUCCAAGAGGAGAAUGAAGAAAAGCAGCCACUGACCAGCAAGGAGGAAGAAGAGCGUCGGAUCGCAGAGAUGGGGCGCCCAGUCCUGGGGGAGCACACCAAACUUGAGAUCAUCAUUGAGGAAUCCUAUGAGUUCAAGAACACGGUGGACAAGCUCAUCAAGAAGACGAACCUGGCCCUGGUGGUUGGCACCAACAGCUGGAGGGAGCAGUUUAUUGAGGCCAUUACUGUCAGCGCGGGGGAAGAUGAUGAUGACGAUGAAUGUGGGGAGGAGAAGCUGCCCUCCUGCUUUGACUACGUGAUGCACUUUCUGACCGUCUUCUGGAAGGUCCUCUUUGCCUUCGUGCCCCCGACAGACUACUGGAACGGCUGGGCUUGCUUCGUUGUCUCCAUCCUCAUGAUCGGCCUCCUGACAGCUUUCAUUGGUGACCUGGCAUCCCACUUUGGCUGCACCAUUGGCCUGAAGGACUCGGUCACUGCCGUCGUGUUUGUCGCCCUGGGGACAUCGGUGCCAGACACAUUUGCCAGCAAAGUAGCAGCAACGCAGGACCAGUACGCGGACGCCUCCAUCGGGAACGUCACCGGGAGCAACGCUGUGAACGUUUUCCUGGGCAUUGGGGUGGCCUGGUCCAUCGCAGCCAUCUACCACGCGGCGCAUGGACAAGCCUUCCAAGUCUCCCCCGGCACGCUGGCCUUCUCCGUCACCCUCUUCACCAUUUUUGCUUUUAUCAGUGUGGGAGUGCUGCUCUACCGGCGGAGACCCGAGAUCGGAGGUGAGCUGGGCGGGCCGCGGACUUCCAAGCUGCUCACAUCCUCACUCUUUAUCCUCCUCUGGCUCUUGUACAUAUUCUUCUCAUCUCUGGAAGCCUACUGCCACAUAAAGGGCUUCUAAAGGGACAAUCAGAGAUAGUAAAUAUGUGUAUAUCUAUAUAUAUCUAUAUAGAGUGAUAUAUAGGUAUAGAUAUAGAUAUAAAGCUGUGUAUAAUGAACAGAGAAAGAAUAAAAGAGAUUUGCCAUGUUCACACACCUGCUGAUGGAAAGCGGCUUUGGAGCAUCCUUUGAACUAGGCAGGACCCCAAAGCCAGCAGGACCCCUCCCCAGGCAGCAGCCCCAGCCAGGAGCCAGGGGCAGGGCCCUUUCUGCAACUCGACCAACAGGAGCGGCCGAUGGCCACCGAGCCCCUUCCCAUCGCUGACUCCCACCCGCUGGCCCCCGGGAAGACGGAUGUGAAGGCGACCGGGGCGCGUCGGUGUGAGGAAGGCCAGAGUAGCUGGUGAGAAACAGAGCAGUGGGCAAGGGAAGCAGAGGAAAGCAAGGGUUCUGAUGUCCCACCGCCAUCCAGCUGCCUUCACCACUCGGGAACAGGCCCUCUGGCCCUGUUGGAGAGGAGCAAGAGACCGAACUGAAGACAAGGGGAAACUGGGAGCUUUCUAAGGAUAGAACACAAACCGUUUUCGUCAUUGAUUUGGGGUUGGUUUUUUUGUUUCGUUUUGGCGUGUGUACAACUAGCAUUUCCCACCCACAUGCCCCUCACCUUCCCCUGUCCAUGCUUUGGGGGCGCACAGCUGCAGCCUCGUGUCCAGUGUCCCAAGCCGAGGCUGCGCGGAGCGGCGGGAGCCUUCCUCCCGCUCCUCCGCCUCCUCGGGCAUGCUGUCGUGGUACUUGUAACAUUUGCAUGAAUGAAAUGAAAUCUAUCUGUAUAUAGCAUCCUAUAGCGAUAGUCCUUCCAACCAUGUGGGUUGAGCAUUGCAGAUUACAAGCGUUUUUUUUUUUCACUGGGUUUUAUUUAUUUUUAGUUAGUUCGGUUUUGCCAUAGGGUUUUUGCUCGUUUGUUUGUUUGUUUCCUCUCAGUGGGGGUGGAAAGGAUGGAAAGCUGUCCCCACUUACUGCUCGUGGCAUGGGUCCAUGAGAAGCAAUAACAGCCAUGCAGUUGUAGGUUUUCAGGGGAGGAAAAGCCACACCCCAGAGGCUUCAGGCUCUGUCCAGCUGUGUGGAUGGGGUCCUCUGAUGUGCUGAAGGCCUCCUCUGCCCACGGGAGGUUUUACACAAGGUCCCAAGGAGUGGGGUGAGCAGUCUGAGGGGAACAAGCGUGGCUGACUCCCAGCACCUCACAUGCUUCUCCUGCCUUCUGAGUCGGUGGCUGCCUCAAAGCCCUUGGCCCCCUGCUACUCCCUGUAUCCCCAGAGGUGUAGUGACAGCCCCUGUUUCUGAGUGUUAAGCCAUCAGGACCAGUCCCCAAAGCUGGUCCUUUCCCACAGCCAUUUGGAGGCAGAAUAAUCCAACGUAAGGGCUGAAGGGCCGGACCAGAUCUCCCACUCCACUGAGUGUAGCCAGGAGGCAUUCCCCCAGGAGCAGGUCGUGUUUUGCACUCUCCAAAUCUGAAAUCACUGGACAGGAUGAGACAGGGAGGUGUAACCCAGCAUCACCCCCCUGAUGCCAGGAGUGCAGGCUGGGGUGGAGAGUCGAGCCAGGGAAAUGUGGGUGUAGAGCUCCCCAGGGCACAGCACAGGGGAAACACUGGGCACUGGUGCUGGGAGAUGCCUUCUGACCCGAUGCCCUUUGCCAGGCUUCCUGACAUUCCAGCCAGGCAAACUCCCAGCCUGCCUGUCCGUGGUGAGCUCUUCCCACUCAGCUGAAAACCACGUCUGAUGCUUGUACCAUAACCAGCUGGCUGGGGGUAUUUGUACUCAUCUUGAACUAUCUGUGGAAAUUUUAAUUAACCUGCUGUAAGGUUUUCUCUAGGAAUAUGAAGUUGUGGGUUUGGUUGGGUUUUUUUUUCUUCUCGAGCCUUUUUUCACUUUUGAUUUGUUUUGGGGUUUUACUUUUUUGUUUCUCAUUGUUUUGGGGGAAAAAUCAAACACAGGUGCAGGUUGUUCAGGUUUAUGAUUACCUUUAUGUACAAUGAUUUCAUUUUCAUCUGUUUGGCUUCAUUUUUUUUUCUUUGUGUGUAUUGCCCACCACUAUAGGCAGUGAGUCCACUAAUUGUGAUGAUCCUUAUCAAUGGUACACAAUGCACAGAGAAAUAAAGUUUGUAAUGAUUCCUGAUGGAUCCAGUACUGCUCCUGCAUAUUCUCUAUGGAAAACCCUUCUCUCCCCCUCCAGCUGUUUCCCCUCUGUACCCAUCUCUCCUUGACUCAUUGGUUUGCCUCCACCGUGUUUCUGCCACUGGCAGGGGCAGCGGUGCCUUGGCACGGCCGCCCCUGCCCCAUCUCACGUCCUUCCUCCAUCUCCAUGGUGCCUCAGGCUCGGUGUGUGCUGCCGUGCAGCCGGGGCUCACAGCCCGCCCCACUCUCAGGGGGAUGCAGGAAACCACCCAGGGACAAAGCUGCAGGGCAUCCCACCCUCCCGGGGCCAGGGGCUGCUCCAGUGCCGCCUCCCUGGCCAGUGCUGGCUUGCCCUAGGCUCGGGGAGAGCCGUGGGUGUGCCCCCAAGGUACCAAGCAGCUCUUUCUUCUUGUGUCCUCUACAGAACUGCUCCUGCUCUUGCUACAGCUUAACCCUGUGCUGGGUUAAGCCACGAGCUAACUCUGAGGGAGAGUGCAAGAGAGGCAUUACCAGGGCAGGGUCCGUGGGUGCCAAAGCAGAUCUGAGACACCCCACAAGUCUGGGCUGCUCUCAAGGGGUGCCUGCCUGUGCCCCAGUCCUGGUGCCGUGGGCUGUUUCAGACCCUUGUGCCUCGACACAGCUCAGCCAGCACUGAGGAGGAGAAAAGCCUCCCCAUGCCCAGGGAUGUUGCUCCUCCUUGUGUUUCAUCCAGCCUCUGUUGAGCUGUCCCCAGAUAAACCCUCCCUGCAAUGCCUGGGAGGUCCUGCUCUGACAGCUGGACUCAAACACCAGCCCUGGAGAUGGGCCCCAGGCAAGCACUGCCUUCAACACUGCCCAGCAGAGAGCAUGGCCGCGACGUCCACGUGCUGCGAUGUCCCUGUGCUUUUCCCAGGCAGUGGAUUGUGAAAGCAAAGCAGCUCUUCUGACCCAGUAAUUGCAUCUGCUGAAAGGUGAUGUUGUUGUUUUCCCCUCAUCAUUUGCUUCUCCAGAAUGAAUUGCCUUCGCUGAAGUAAUUAACAAGUCAAAUGGGGCUUGUGUAGCCACUCAGGUUAGACAGUAAAUAACUCUUCUGCUCACAGAGCUUUCCAGAGGGAAUGAUGGAGCAGUGCUUGCUUAGGACAAGGCCUAAACCACAGGUUAAACACCAGCCCAGUUCUCUGCCAGCUGUGUGCUUUUGGGCAUGUCUAACCCGGCUGUGCACGCCGUGGCUGUGCCGUGGCUCGUGGAGGGGUCACGGGGAGCAGUGAAGGAAAGCGGUGUUCCUGAGGGUGCCAGGCCUGCUCUUCUGCACAGUCUGCUCCUUAAACAACACUCUCCAAAGGCAGAGGAGAACUGCCCUCCCUGAGAAGACCCCGGCACUGGAUGGCAGGAGGAAGCACAUCGCCGGCACAGUCACACCUUGUCACAGCUCAGCUCCGUGGAUCCCGUCUCAUGCCAGAACUCUCCCAUCUCUUCCUCGUCCAGCCUCUCCACCCAUGGGGAGAACAUUGAGAACAUCUCUGACAAAGGCCUGGGUUUAUGGAUGUUGCCAGAAGCAGCAUUUAAACUCUUGGCCUCCAUCCAUCUGCCCUCCCAUUUGCUCUCGCCCCCUCAUCCAUCACCCCCCAGCCAAAGGCAAACCUUUCCAUGGAGAAGGAUGCAGCACAUGCCCAAAGGACAUUCAGAGACAGACACCCAAAUAACUCCACAGGCCACUGCCAAGCACGUGGGGACGAGCAGAAGGAACACACUAGAGACAGCCCUAACCAUCUUGGGCAAACCAUACUGCCAGCUCUCCAGGGCUCAGCAGGCGCGGAGGCAAAUCCCAGUCACAGCCUGAACACUCGGAAAAGGCUCAAAAAAAAGGACAAGAGCAGCAGAUCUGCAGUGCCUCAUGGCUGAGCCCACCCCACCUGUGCCAGGGCAGCACAGGAAUUGCUCAGUCCCAAGGUGUGAACCCCUCAUCUCCAGCCAAACCAGGCUCCUGCCCCUGUGUCACCACGUGCCGGCAGCCUGUGAUCCCAAGACUCAUUUGUGCAUCCUCGUCCCUGCUCCCUGAAAGGACAGAGGGGAGGAGGGAGGCCUUGAGCCCAGCCUGGUCACCAGCCUGGCUCUGAACUCACUGCACUCUUCCUGCUGCGGGCAGGGACCAGGGAACCAGAGCCCCCGUGUUAUUGUUACAGCUAUUUUUAAAUUCUUGGGUAAGAAUCGUCAGCAUUGGUGGCCACACACAUAACUCAGGAGGAAGUUCAACUACAUUCCUGGAGGGGCAGAGCUGAGCUUAGCCAGAAAGCGACAGAAAACUUAAUGCUGGAUGCUGUAAUUCCAGGACAAAGCCUUCCAUUAUUUUCUGUAGGCUUUGGCACCCAAGCCCACCUGGAGAAACGUGUUUGCAGAGCACCAGGAGCCUCUCUGGCCUCUCUGAGCACGCAGUGACCAACUCCUGACGCCUAUACACGUGCUCAGCACAGCUGUGGAAAAGCCUGUUUAUCUUGUAAAAUACUGACUUGCGCAGGAAAGAGUCCAGAGGCGUCCGUAUUCUUGCAAAAAGCACCCAGGGACAAUAAAUACAGUGAGAUUCCUCACCUUUUAAGGACUUGAGCCUUUCUGCUGUUGGAACUGGAGGUGCCAAGAGCCUCUUGCCAGGCAGCAGCACCCCUCACACAGAGGGAAGGGACACUGCAAGGGAGAGGGGCCCGUCUGGCCAAGUAGGAGCUGUUAUCAGCAAAGAUAGGCAGGAGCUUGCUGCUACCAGCAGGAUUUUCUGCCUGAGAUGCCCCUGAGAGCAUCCAAGGAGUCUCCACAGGGUCUUGCUCUCUCUCUGGAGCAUCCCAAGAGGGGCCAGUCCUGCCCCUGGGACCCAGUGCCCCCAGGGUGGUUCACUGCCCUCUCCAGCAGGCUCUGCACCCUCCCUUGGCUCCGUCCCCUUUCCCAAAGGGAAUGCCAGCUUGGGGCUGCCCUCACUACAAGUGUGCAGGAGGGCACUGGGGCACCCAAAGGUGUGUGGAGCACUGCUGGAGCUGGGUGUUCCAGCAGGAUGUCCAUCAUCAGAGGGCACGGGGAAGGGACAAGUGCCAAGGGGUCCCACUCAGAUCUGGAAUCCUUGUUCAAGCACUGCCACAGCAUGUCCCCUGCCCUGGCUGCCGUGGGCACGGGCAUGCACCAACCUCGAUUGCUGCACAGACACAGCACAGCCUCCCGCUCCUCUGGCUGCCCACGGGCACCAGACCCAGACAGUAUUUUUAUCUCUUUGAUUCAAAACAGCCCUUGGCCUGUUGUGCUGCACCAGGAAAGCUUUCUGCCCCUCCCAGUAUGCAGCCCCAGCCCAGUUCAGGUGGCACUGGGAAGGACCAUAGUGACCCACCAUUAUGACCCCAGCUGAUGCCGGGCUCCUCCGCAUUCUGCCUCGAGCCAUCUCAAGGUCCCAAAAUCACUGUCUAUGCUCUGUGCCCAUCCAGCCUGCGGCUUGCUCUGUGCUUGCUUCCCCUGUGAAGCCUCUUCACCUUCCAUCUUCUCCCAAGCUCUGUGCAGAAGAGCAUUCCCUGUUCCUCUCUGCUGCCCCACAGCUGAGGGUUUCCCGUGUGGGGCAGAUUUCCUUUCUCACUGAACUGAACACUUGUUAGCUCAGCCUUGCUGUCCGUGCCUCAAGGCAAAGAUGAACCACCCCACAUUGUGGACCUGAGCCCCUACAAGCCAAGGAGCAGCCAAACUUCCACACAAACCCCAGCACGCUGAGCCCCUCCUGCUCAUCACCCAGGCACAGUCACAGACACUACCUACAGGACAGGCAGUUUUUAGUGUGCCACUGGCCUUCACUCACUGGUCUGUGGAAUAUUUUUUGCUGAAUUUCCACCACUGUCAAGUCCCACAGAUGCUCCACCCCCCCCCAGCCCAAACGUGCCUCUAUGUUUCCAAAUCAAACUAAUUUUCUUUAGCUGGGGGUUCAAGGCUUUCCUGCCUUAGCUUGAAAUAGGCAGUUUAAGUUGAGCAAGUUUCAAUGGCUUGGGAUGCUUAUCCACACUUAGAGCUCCUAAACCCUUGCAGCACGUGGGAGACUGCCACAGGGCUCUCUCCCUGCCCCUCCCAACCUCUUUGUUGAGCUGGGAUUUAUUCUUCCUCCACUGCUUCCAGCUCAGAGGGGUCUCUACAGAUGGGAGGAUGAGACCUGCAUGGAACACAGCCUUGCUCUGCUUUCCUGAUGGAAAUUGCCGUGUCCAUGGCACCGCCAUCCCCAGGAGUGUGUGUCCCUCUCUCCCAGCCCACAGUCCCUGGCAGGCUCCUUGCUCACCGAGGUGUGAGAUCCUGGCAGAUCUGCUGCUUUGCAGAGACACUUAGAAACACUCAGAAUUUCUAAGUCCCUGUGAGAUUGCUGUGUUGGCACGGGCAAGGUUGGAUCCUGGUGGUGCAAACGUGUCCCAGAGCUUAUCUGGGAACACGAAUGAAAGGUUUUGCGAGAUUUGUGAAUCCCAGGGAUGCAGGGAGGUGCACAAGUGGAUUUCUCAUUGUUUCCCGUAAUGCUGAGAUGCCUCCCUUGCCUUCAGCUCCAGCCCUGUGCCCUGCCCCGGCCUUUCCUUGCAGUAGGAGCUGUGAUGAGCUGCCCCUUGGCUGAACUCCCCCUGUUCAAACGAGGACGAAGUGAUGCCUGUUUGUGUCUUCACUGGCUUGCCCCAUGCUGCCUCCUUCAUCUUGCGAGCUCUUGAGAAAAAUGUGCCCAUGCAGGGAGCCUUGCAGGAGCCCUGCUUGUCUUGCUCUUAAUCAGGAAACAUACACUACUUUCUGCAGCUCAAGAGAGCAAAAGAUGGCAAUAAUACCUCUUACAUUACAGGCACCGUGUUAGCAAGGAAGAAAACCUUAUUUAUUUUUUCCCUGACAAUACCUGUCCUACUUCUUUUUUCCAUAAUGCAUUAAGCAUUAGGAGGCACAGCUCUACACACAGUCCAGCUCUCAAGACUACCUGUUGAGGACAUUGCUCAGCAAUCCAGCAGAUUUAUUUGUGGAUGAAGGGCAGAAGGUGGUGAAUUCUCCUACAAUUCCUAGCUCCUGCUGGAAGACACACAGCCGUGCUGGCAAAACCCACAAAGCACAGGGUUGUGUAAAACGCAGCCCUUUGUAUCCUGGGUCUCUGUGCCAAGAAGACCUGGCAUGAGGUUGUAAAAUCCAAAUCAUGAACCUCCUGAAGACCACUCAGCAGUGAUGGGCGUCUUUAUCCCUCCUGCUGUCUCCAGGCUGUCCGGAGAGGUCUCUGGCACACCUGGUGUUCCCCGAGUGAGAACGUCAGCGCUAAUCAAGCGACGAGAGGACUCGGAGUAGACAAACCACGUUCUACCUCCCACCCCAAAUACAAGCCCACAGGAUAUUCCCAGCAAGAGGCAGUCAGACUGCCAGGCAGACCUUGGGAAGCCUCACCCACCUCAAAGGCAGCAGGUUCCCCAUGGCUUCCUGCUGCUCCCCACAUCACUGCCAUGAGGGAUGUGCUGCUCGCAGCUCAGCAUCCUGCAGGCACAGCCAAAGGAGACACCUGCGCUCCCCAGGCUUGCUCAUGGGAGCAUCAGGCAGAGAGGCCUGCAAGGAGUGGCCAUAAUAUUUCAAAGGAGAGAUAAAUGAGAUGGGAAUUAGUUAAAAAAAGCAAAACCUACAGUAGCGGUAAUUAAGAUCCAUCACUUAUUUUCCGCUGUAAUGAAGUGGCCCAAUUAUCUUGAUGCUUGAGUGACCACUCCAGUUCUCAAAAGUCAUUUCCUCACACUUGAACAACUGCUCCUCCUUCCAGAGUAACCAUCUCAGAAAGAAACACAUCUUUCCUGGAAGAGAUGUAAUUCAUGUCAGCAGCUCCUCCCACUGUCCCUCUCAGGAGCAGAGGGACACUCAGGCAGGGAGCUGCCUGCACAGCCCAUCCCAGGGCUGCUGGACACUCCCCACAGCAAGGCUCCCCUGGAACAGCGGGAUGCAAGGGGGAAAGAGCUGAGAGUGGCUCCCUGGGCCUGAUAAGUGAGGGGGACAGCUGAUGGCUGGAUGCAGCCCAUGAGGGGAGGCAGGCAGCAAGCGUGUGGUGAGUGUCCUUACGGGCAGCCCAUGCCAGGCUGGUGGCUGGGGACAGCACUGCCAAGGCAAGCUGUCCUCUGGGAUUUUGGAUGUGCUGCAGAAAGAAUGGCUCUCACUUUCCUGCUCUCCUCUGACAGCCACCAAUCUCUGACAGCCCCCAGAGUGCCCCAGCUCAGCAGCCCGAGGGGAGCUCCCCGUGACCCCCAGAGCAGCACGGGGCGGGCAGGAGGCUGUGACCACCCUUCCUGACGCACCCAAAGCCACCUGCCACCGUCAUCCUGUCACCCAUCACCCUGUGUGUGUCCCCCCCCACGACCACAAGGCACUCUAGGGCAGACAGACAUCUUGUGCAAACCUUGACAGAGAGAGAGAGAGAGAGAGAUCUCUGACAGCCCAACCAGCCCCCUGCUCCCUCCACCAGGGACAGGGCAGGCAGACCCCAGCUGGACAGAUCCAAAUUAUUCCAAAGCUGGGCUGAGAGUUUGCAGGAGAACUGGUUUGCCUGGAGACAGAAACCAGAGCACGGGUCAUAAAUUCAACUCCACCUUCCCUCUGCCGCCUGCGCCGUGCUUGGCGCCAUGAGCUGGCACUGUCCUGGCUUGUGCCCCAAGCUGAGGGUCACCCCCAGGCUCAGCAGCUGGAGCCCCCCAGUCUCUCUGUCUCUGUCACAGUUCCUCACAAAUUCAAUGGCACAAUGCAGCUACACUAUUUGAAAAGCCAUAAUAUUUGUUGGUACGACUCUUUUAUUACUGUCAAUUUAUAUAUAUAUUUGUUGAUAAAAGAGGUCAUCUUGGGAGACACUUCCAGUCUACUGGGAAAUAACUGUCUGAUGCUGUAUAUUCUGUACAUGCUGUAUAAACAAAGCAAAAUAUGUAAAUCUAAAUGUUUGGUGGACUCGGUGGCAGGUGCUGCAGGGGGAGAUUGGGACCAGGCCAGGCCCCUCCUUGGGCCACCACGGCUCGGGCUCGGGGGUCCCAGCAGAGUCACCGUCCUGCUGGGCUCUGUGUACGCUCUGGGGCAGGAUCUGGGGCGGUGCAGGGGCGAAGCCUGCGGCUCCCUCGGUGCUUUUCCCCGCACGAAGGUGAAAGGGGGCGGCUUUGGGAGCUCUCUUGACCUCCCUCCUGGGGCACAGCGCAGGGCCGGGCACGGCCGGAUCCAUCGGGAACGCUCAGCACGCCCGGGGUCACCCACCUGCACCCCAGCCCUCCUGCCCGGGGAGGACAGCCCUCAGCCACCACCCAGCACGACAUCUCUAAGCCUUAGAGGUCCCAGAGAGACGAUUCCCCGUGGGAAGACGGCCGGUGACGGCAGAGACUGGCUCCGAGCAUCCGGCUUCUCCAGCUCCUUCCCACGCCAAUCCCUGGUGUGUUUUACAGCAGCCACGAGCUGUGACCUUCUAACCCGACACACGCUCUUAGAAAACCUUGUUUCAUAUUUUCCGUGGUAUCAAUCUACAACUUUUGAAAUUACUGGACACAGUCGUGGUAGCCUAAAAGUUGUGCUGAGCUCAUAUAUUUUUAUAUUUGUGGUGUUUUCCUAUCAAUAGAGAGUAGUGAACCCUAUAGCUGAAAGUGAACUAUUCAAAAUAAAUAUAUGACUGCAGAAAAUAUUUGUAAAAAUAAUUUAUUUGAAAUAUUCUGCCAAAGAUAGCUCUCUAAUGAUCUGUAAGAUGUUGUUUCUCUCUUUUUGCUCUGAAUGUUAUUGUGAAAGGACCUUUCUCCCCGUAUCUUUUGAUUUUUUUAUUUUUAUUUAUUUUUUUUUGUAUCUUCAAGGGCAAAGAAAUAUUCCAAUGUUUUGGUUUUUUUUACUAGAGAAGUAAAUAGAGUAGUAGAGAGGCACAAGACAACUCUGCAAAGGUGAUAAACAGGAUCCAGUAACAAUCACUCUGAAAAUCCGGUUUCUCCCGUACUUCUGGCUGACAGGUGGGGUUUGAAGCCUGGGACAGCUGUCCAGCAGGAAGAGCUUGGCUGCUUGCUGCUGCUGUGGCUGCUGUGUAGCUUACCCAAAGGAGAGAAAUCUCCUGAGAAUCCCAUCCCCAGGCUUGGGGCAUUUGGAUCCCCUUGCAUCUAGUCUUAGCCUCUUCAUUAUUUAUGGCCAUGAUUUAUUUAUUAGCCCUUAAUAGGCCCUGUGGCACACGGGGAACCCUCACCCAGAGCUUUGUAGGGCUUCAGUCCAAUUCCCUCCAUGCACCUGCCAGCAGCCCUGAACCAGUGGCACAGGGAAUCCUGCUGGCAUCCAGGCCUGUCCCCUUCCUCACGUGGGGACAGGCCAGGGGACACCCAGCCACCAGGGGACACGAUACUUUAGCAAGAGGAGCCAUCCCUGCAGGUAUCCAGUUAAAACAGGGGGAGGCACAGCCCUUUACCAUGGAGAAGCUGCCUAGAUUAGUCUUUUAGAAAUUACUAAUUUUUUUAUUUUUUUUUUUGUAGUGAAAAAUCUUCUUUCCCUUCUUCAUUUCUCCCUUUUGAAAGAACUUUUCAAUACUAGGGAAAGCCUUCAUUAUCUCCUGUGAUCCCCAGGUCUGCUGCGGUGGAAAUAAAUCCUCAGCCACGUCUGUUAGGCUCCACCACUUCAAAGAGAUUUUUGGCUCAGAUAUUUUUUCCCCUCUGAGCAGAUUCACGGCUUCUUAAAAGUCCUGGUCAUAAAGAUCUGGAGGAAAAAAAAAAAAGAAAUAAAAGCCCCGUUCCAGUGAAUGUGUUUCCACAAGCAAUUCAACUUUUGACUCCCCCAAGGUCAGGCACGUGUGUGUGUGUUUUAUUGGGAACGGAGGUGGGAAAAGCAGUUUCCAAGCCAUAGGGUGUGAUGGGUGUGAUGGGAGAGCUGCUGUCCAUGGGGUGUGGGUGGCACACUCUGCAGCCAGGGGAACCAGGUGCCAGGGAAUCUCUGUUCCUCUGUGCAAUGGGCUCUCUGAAUCCGGAGCUGCUGUGUCACAGGGAAAC
Parus major (Great Tit) is the source of this 14300-nucleotide messenger RNA. RefSeq names its product solute carrier family 8 member A1 (gene SLC8A1). Bases 249 to 3191 code for a protein of 980 amino acids. NCBI's taxonomy places the organism in Eukaryota, Metazoa, Chordata, Aves, Passeriformes, Paridae. Gene Ontology annotation, cellular component: axon; sarcolemma; postsynapse. Gene Ontology annotation, biological process: cell communication; sodium ion transmembrane transport; calcium ion import across plasma membrane. Gene Ontology annotation, molecular function: calcium:sodium antiporter activity. The transcript has 13 exons. The record is from RefSeq and is a predicted model, not a curated record.